AUGGCGGGUAACGCCCCCGCAGGUCGGUUCAUGUUUGUCGAAUACUCGAAGCCGGUCGAACCGGUCAAGGGCGAGAAGAGGCGUCGUGGCGGUCCCAGUGAAGUGCGCGCGCACAUCACCAAGAACUACCACCGAGCAUUGAGAGUCAAGCGUCUCGAGGCUCUCAGAAAGGGACAAGACGGCGGCGGCCCGGUCGAGAAAUCAAAAUUAGAACCUCGCGAUGGCCCUGCACGGGAGACGAGCGAAGGGGAAACUCAGGAUGGCGAUGUCGCCAUCGAGGAGCACGAGGAGAAAGAGGAUGGCGAUGAAUUCUCCCCGCACAAACCAUACCCUACGCCUCCUGUUGACGAUGACCGCGAGGAUUUGGCCCUCCAGCUACGCAGCGCCCGCGGCCUUCAAUCGCUUCUCGGUGAGGGUCGAAUCGACCCAUUCGAUGCCUUGCCGGUGCAGGGCGUGCCGCUCUUCAUUCAUCAAGUUCUCGACCACGCCUUGUCCCACUCCUGGCCCAACACUGUGCCGGUUAAGAGCUCUCUUCAUACCAUGAACCCAGUCAAAUCCGCCUGGUUGAAGUGCGGCAUGGAGCACCCCGUCGCAUUCCACGCCUUUGUCUACGCGGCGUCGUAUCACAUCCUCUGCGCAUACAACGGGCGGGAGAUCAACGAGUCGGCCCCGCUCCUCCGUCUGUCGCACAAGGUCGAGACGAUAAAGUUGGUAAAUGAGCAGUUGCGGUCGCUCAGUCUCUCCUCCCCUACCAAACGGAAAGGGAGAGACUACAACACGACAUCGAGAGAAAGCGGAAACGGAGGCCGAGCUAUUAACACAACUACCGUACCCACCGAUGCGCUAAUCAUGGCCGUCACCAUCAUGAGUGUUCACAACACCAGGGACGAGACCGAAUACCCAAAAGUCCAUCCGUUAUCUCCCAUGGCCAAGGUUAACAAUCUCCACGUCUACGGCGCCAUGGUCAAUGAUGAAAAGCAUAUCCAGGGCAUCUUGCUACUGAUUAGUCAGAAAGGAGGCCUUGGUGGCAUCGAGCUGUACGGAAUGGCCGAUACAAUGCAACUGUGUGAUCUGUAUUUUGCCUCGAAAUAUGCAUGCAGACCGAACUUCCCGUGGAAUCGCCCCAUUAGGUCACUCGUCUCCACAGGAAAACAUAUCCUCGACCCCGUGGCAAUUGACUUGGAUUCCAAACUCGGCGCAGGUUUUCGGUACCUCCGUCAAAGUCCUGCUGGCCAGCAAUUGCUCGAGGUGCUGGAUGCGUACUCCGAGGUGACUGUGGCCUUGGAUCACCAUGUCCGUGGGGGUCCCACUGCCCCGGAGCUUGCGGAGCUCUCAGAAGCCCGCAACUGCGCGCAGCACCGACUCCUCUCUCAAAUGCCAUGCCCCUUGGAUUUGUCGAGCCCCGAACUGUGUGUCCAUCAUGCCGUGCGCCUGGGAGCACUCAUUUUCAGCGAGAUGGUUAUCUUUCCCCUGCCUCCCCCGCAAGGAGUGAAGCCCAGGUUGGCCCUGAUGCUGCAACAGACUCUCGAGGCCUGCGACCUUCUCGGCUGUUGGGAUUUGCACGGCCAGGUCUUAUUGUGGUCUCUCACGCUGGGCACAAUUGCAUCGAGCUUCACACCCCAACGAGCUUGGUAUAUUGAGCAGCUGUUACAGCAGAUCUUACUCCUACAAAUCCAGGACUCGUCCAUACUGGCAUUGAUUUGCUCCAGGUUCUUGUGGUGGAAGCCUGUUUGCAAUGAGCCGCUUCGGUGGCUAUGGGAUGAGAUAUUCCCACCAAGCACAAUAGAAGCCACUUGA
Fonsecaea multimorphosa CBS 102226 is the source of this 1797-nucleotide messenger RNA. RefSeq lists its product as uncharacterized. The coding region runs from base 1 to 1797 and encodes 598 amino acids. The transcript has 4 exons. NCBI's taxonomy places the organism in Eukaryota, Fungi, Ascomycota, Eurotiomycetes, Chaetothyriales, Herpotrichiellaceae. The record is from RefSeq and is a predicted model, not a curated record.